Molecule: messenger RNA, 3773 nt
Organism: Mesocricetus auratus (golden hamster)
Lineage: Eukaryota; Metazoa; Chordata; Mammalia; Rodentia; Cricetidae
Gene: Plekhg5
Product: pleckstrin homology and RhoGEF domain containing G5
Exons: 22
Coding region: 204-3359 (1051 amino acids)
Biological process (GO): endothelial cell migration; Rho protein signal transduction
Cellular component (GO): plasma membrane; axon; endocytic vesicle
Molecular function (GO): guanyl-nucleotide exchange factor activity
Source: RefSeq, a predicted model, not a curated record
CUCACUGGAACUCAGCAGGGUCUAAAAGUCUGGACAAGGGCCAAACCUUGGUCCCAAGGUUCCCAGUCCCAGGAGGCCCAAGUAGAGAGUACUGGCUGACUGGUCUACACUCCGUGUGGAUAGAGAGGUACCUAGAACCCCGAGUGUGAGAAGACCAGAGCCCAGCAGAGGAGAAGGGGCUUUGCUGCCAGAACCCAGCCUGCAUGGACAAGGGCCGAGCUGCCAAGGUGUGUCACCAUGCCGACUGCCAGCAGCUGCACCGCCAGGGGCCCCUCAACCUGUGUGAGGCCUGUGACGGCAAGUUCCACAGCACUGUGCGCUACGAUGGGCAUGUCCGCUUUGACCUGCCCCCACAAGGCUCUGUCCUCGCACGGAACGUUUCCACCCGGUCCUGCCCCCCACGCACCAGCCCUGCCGCAGACCUAGAGGAAGAGGAGGAGAGCUGUGUGGACGGGAGAGGGGACCGGAAGAGCACCGGCCUGAAGGUCUCCAAGAAGAAAGCCAGGAGGAGGCACACGGAUGACCCAAGCAAGGAAUGUUUCACCUUGAAAUUUGACCUCAACGUGGACAUUGAAACAGAAAUUGUGCCAGCCAUGAAGAAGAAGUCACUGGGGGAGGUGUUGCUACCUGUGUUUGAAAGGAAGGGCAUUGCCCUGGGUAAAGUGGAUAUCUACCUGGACCAAUCCAACACACCUCUGUCCCUCACUUUUGAGGCCUACAGGUUUGGAGGACACUACCUGAGGGUCAAAGGCAAGCCGGGGGACGAGGGCAAGGUGGAGCAGGGAGUAAAGGACUCCAAGUCUCUCAGUUUGCCCAUCCUGAGGCCCACUGGAGCUGGGCCCCCCGUGUCGGAGCGUGUGGACCCUCAGAGCCGCCGGGAGAACAGUCUGGACAUCUUGGCGCCCGGCCGCCGUCGCAAGAACAUGUCUGAGUUCCUGGGGGAGCCGAGCAUCCCCGGGCAGGAGCCACCGCCGCCGUCCACGCCUUCCAGCUGUUCUCUGCCUGUCGGCAGCAGCGCCGGAGGCACCAGCGGUGGGAGCGGCGAGAGCUGGAAGAACCGGGCAGCCAGUCGCUUCAGCGGCUUCUUCAGCUCCAGCCCCAGCACCGGCGCCUGUGGCCGGGAAGUGGACCGGAUGGAACAGCUGGAGGGCAAGCUGCAUGCCUACAGCCUCUUCGGGCUACCCAGGAUGCCCCGGAGGCUGCGUUUUGACCAUGAUUCCUGGGAGGGGGAGGAGGAGGAGGAGGAGGAGGAGGAUGACGAGGAGGAGGAGGACAGUGCAAACCUGAGGCUGGAGGACAGCUGGCGGGAACUCAUUGAUGGGCAUGAGAAGCUGACCCGGCGGCAGUGCCACCAGCAGGAGGCGGUGUGGGAACUCCUGCACACGGAAGUCUCCUACAUCCGGAAGCUGCGUGUGAUCACCAACCUGUUCCUGUGCUGCCUCCUCAACCUGCAAGAGUCUGGGCUCCUGUGUGAGGUGGAAGCUGAGCGCCUGUUCAGCAACAUCCCCGAGAUCGCUCGGCUGCACCGCGGGCUGUGGGGCAGCGUGAUGGUGCCGGUGCUGGAGAAGGCGCGGCGCACGCGGGCGCUGCUGCAGCCUGGGGACUUUCUCAAAGGCUUCAAGAUGUUCGGCUCGCUCUUCAAGCCGUACAUCCGAUACUGCAUGGAGGAGGAGGGCUGCAUGGAGUACAUGCGCGGUCUACUGCGUGACAACGACCUGUUCCGCGCCUAUGUCACGUGGGCCGAGAAGCACCAGCAGUGUCAGCGGCUGAAGCUGAGUGACAUGCUGGCCAAGCCCCACCAGCGACUCACCAAAUACCCACUGCUGCUCAAGUCGGUGCUGAGGAAGACGGAUGAGCCCCGUGCCAAGGAAGCGGUGAUCACCAUGAUCAGCUCUGUGGAACACUUCAUCCACCACGUGAACACGUGCAUGCGGCAGCGGCAGGAGCGCCAGCGGCUGGCGGGCGUGGUGAGCCGGAUCGACGCCUACCAGGUGGUGGAGGGCAGCAAUGACGAGGUCGAUAAGCUCUUGAAGGAAUUUUUACAUCUGGACCUGACAGCACCCAUGCCUGGCGCCUCCCCUGAAGAGACUCGGCAGCUGCUGCUGGAGGGGAGCUUGAGGAUGAAGGAGGGGAGAGACAGCAAGAUGGACGUGUAUUGCUUCCUGUUCACUGACCUACUCUUGGUGACCAAGGCCGUGAAGAAAGCAGAGAGAACCAAGGUCAUCAGGCCACCACUGCUGGUGGACAAGAUCGUGUGCCGGGAGCUUCGGGACCCUGGCUCCUUCCUCCUCAUCUACCUGAAUGAGUUCCGCAGUGCCGUGGGGGCGUAUACAUUCCAGGCCAGCAGCCAGGUCCUGUGCCGAAGCUGGUUGGACACUAUUUACAAUGCGCAGAACCAGCUGCAGCAGCUGCGUGCGGAGCUGUGUGCACAGGAGGAACAUCCGGGCAGCCAGCCCCUGCAGAGCCUGGAAGAGGAGGCAGAGGACAGCAGCGCCUCCGCCGCCAGCUCGCCCACCGUCCUGCGGAAGAGCAGCGACAGCCUCGACUCUCAGCGCGGUGCCUCAGAUGGUUCCACAGAGACCCUGGCCAUGGUUGUGGUGGAGCCUGGGGAGACACUGUCUUCUCCGGAGUUUGGCCGAGGUCCCUUCAGCUCCCAGUCGGACGAGACCUCCCUCGGUACCACUGCCUCAUCCAUUACUCCCACUGGCGAGCUGCUGCCCCUGGGCCCAGGGGACGGCCGCUCUUGCUCCAUGGACUCUGCCUAUGGCACCCUGUCCCCCACUUCUCUGCAAGACUUUGUGGCUCCACCCCCUGUGGCAGAGCCGGUGCCCGUGCCCCGGCCCCUGGAGUUACCACCACAGACCCCCUCGCCCCCAUCCUCUCCCCGCCUCCGCCGCCGUACACCCGUCCAACUGCUGCCCCGCCCGCCCCACCUGCUCAAGUCCAAAUCUGAGGCUAGCCUCCUACAGCUGCCGUCAGGAACUGCCGCCCACGCAGUGCCCCCAGCUCCUAGCCGUAGCCUGUCAGAUCUCUGCCUGACCGCUGUGGCCUCUGGGGUGAGGACUCGGAGCUCCCUUCAGGAGGGCGGGCCUGACUGGAAUUGCCCAGGGGUGUUUGGCGCUGGCCCUGGCCCUGGCCCUGGCCCCGAGUUGUCGAGACCUGAGAAAAGAGUCAGCUACUCGACUGGGGGACCUACGGAUCCUGCCAGGAGAGAGGUGCCUUCGGGGGCUGCUCCCAGCGUGCAGCCCGAGCCUCCCCCAGGGAUCUCUGUUCAGCACAGGAAGCUGACCCUGGCCCAGCUCUAUCGGAUCAGGACCACCUUGCUGCUUAACUCCACCCUCACUGCCUCGGAGGUCUGAGCUGAAGGCUAUCCCAAGGGUGCCAUUGACUAAGGGACAGCGGAGAGCGUCCUGCCCGGGGGACAUGGCACCUGCUUCACCGCAGCCUCGCCUGCGCGUGUGCCAGAGUGCCAGGCAGGAUGACCGCCCAUCACCCUGUGGCCGAUUUGCACUUUGCUGGACUGGAUGGAAUGGAGAAGGGCCCGUCACGUUCCGGCCCUGGCUGCCACGCUCUACCCCCUUGCCCGGGCAGCCUCUUUUAUCUGCUCUUGACAUGGCCCAGCCCUAAUCCUCUGGGCUAGGCUCCUAAGAUUACCCCCCCCCGCCAUCCUCCUUUGGACUCAUACUGGCCUCUGAGGCUCAGGCUGGGCUCUGUCAAGCUGCGUAUUUAUUGAGUUUGGCUCUUUUUAUAAAGACUUGUAUAUACUCCCUGGA